CUGCUGAUCCAGAGUGCUUCACACCAUCAGAAUGGUCUUAAACGCGAGGCUUCUUCGAACUGUUUUUGUCGGACAACAUUUGAGGUUUUUUGCAAACAUGCCAAACCCAAAAGUGUUCUUCGACAUAAAGAUCGGCAAGUCACCCGCUGGAAGGAUAUGCAUGGAGUUGUUUGCCGACACAACACCAAAGACAGCAGAAAACUUUCGUGCAUUGUGCACAGGAGAGAAGGGAUUUGGUUUUAAAGGAAGCAAGUUUCAUCGAGUAAUUCCCGGAUUCAUGUGUCAAGGAGGGGACUUUACCCGCGGAAACGGCACUGGAGGCAAAAGCAUAUAUGGUGAAAAAUUUCCAGAUGAAAACUUUACAAAAAAGCAUACAGGACCAGGUAUCUUGUCAAUGGCCAAUGCAGGACCAAACACAAAUGGAUCACAGUUUUUUAUUUGUACAGCAAAAACUGCAUGGUUGGACGGUAAACACGUGGUGUUUGGGAAGGUGGAUGAAGAGUCUAUGUCAGUUGUUAGAGCCGUUGAGAAUGUAGGGUCUGAAAGUGGGAAGACAAGCCAAGAUGUGGUUAUAGAAAACUGUGGACAGCUGCAAUAAACUAUCCAAUGUGUAACAUAUUCAUAUGGAUGUUUAAAUGAGAAAACAGUAUGCUUUGAUAAUGCAUUUUGUUGUCAUUUAUCAUAGAUGAAAUAAAGUGCGAAUUAGUGAAA
Dreissena polymorpha is the source of this 711-nucleotide messenger RNA. Its product is annotated as peptidyl-prolyl cis-trans isomerase A-like. NCBI's taxonomy places the organism in Eukaryota, Metazoa, Mollusca, Bivalvia, Myida, Dreissenidae. The record is from RefSeq and is a predicted model, not a curated record. The coding region runs from base 32 to 598 and encodes 188 amino acids. Gene Ontology annotation, biological process: protein folding; protein peptidyl-prolyl isomerization. The transcript has 5 exons. Gene Ontology annotation, molecular function: peptidyl-prolyl cis-trans isomerase activity.